ACGCGUUUGGACCCGCGUGACGACGUCCAAUGACGUCCGGCGUCUGUACUUCGAGAGGAGGACCGAACAGGCGGAACCACGAAGGUUCGGCCCGAUUACCGCUGUCUGCUGCAGCGGAGGAUGAGCGGGACGGGUUCUGCCCCACCGCCGCGCGCGCACGCGCAGCAAACUACAGAGAAGGCCUUCAUUGUCAUGCGCGCCGCGUGCGCAUCAGCGGCAAGACUGAGGAGGAGAAAGGUGAGACAGGACUGAAACCCGCCCCCCCCAGAAGACAGUGGUGCCUCAGCGUGCUGACGGUGUGUGUCGUCCUGCUGUCGCUCCUGAACUGCUUCCUCAUCUACAAAGUUUUCAGGUUGGAGUCCUCGCUGGAGAAGCCGCCAUCAGAGAAGCAGAAGUCUGAUCAUGUUCCUCUGAAGGAAGACAACUUCCAAGAUCUUCUGCAGAACAACACCCAGGAGACCCGCAGCCUGAGAACCGGUCUCUGGGCCCUGCAGAACCAGGUCAACAGUCUGUGCAGUGAAGAAGGUCAGCUGGGCAGUCUGAGAGCCGACCUCCACCUGCUGAACUCCAGCAACCAGAACCUGAAGAGUGAAGUGGCAAACCUCAGCCUCAAAAGCGGUGAGUCCAACACCGGAAGUUCUGAGGUUCUGUCAGCUCCAUGCUGCUCCUCAUCUGUGGAUCUCUCUCCAGGACCGCCAGGACCGCCAGGCCCACAGGGUCCAGCCGGACAGGCAGGUUCCCCCGGGGAGAAGGGCUUGAAAGGUGACAGUGGGGUUGCAGGACCUCAAGGACCCAAGGGUGAAAAGGGACCAGCUGGAGAACGAGGACCUGCCGGUGAAGCUGGUCCCAGAGGCCCCCCAGGAAAUGAAGGACCAGCAGGUCCAAAGGGAGACCCGGGCACCGCCGCUGCCACAGGAAGUCCUGAAUCUGCUGGACUGAAAGGAGAGAAGGGAGACCCAGGAGUUGUUGGUCCACCUGGACCUCCAGGACCAGCAGGACCCCCCGGCCCUCCUGGAGUCCCAGGUGCCAAAGGAGAUCAGGGAAAGGAGUUGAAUGUGCGGCUUGUUCCGGACAGAAGCAGAGGACGAGUGGAGGUGAGGUACAACGACACCUGGGGAACCAUCUGUGACGACAGCUUUAGCACUGUGGAUGGAAACGUCCUUUGUAGGAUGCUGGGCUUCCAGACUUGUGUCUCCGUCUUUACUGCUCCACCAGGAUCUGGUCAGAUUUGGCUGGACGAGCUGAACUGCAGAGGAGAUGAGAAAGACGUCUUUGAGUGCCGUCAUCCUGGGUUUGGUGUUCACAACUGCGACCACAAUGAAGACGCUGGAAUCCUCUGUGUUUGAACCUCCCGUGACCAAUCAAUGUGACUGAAUCUACAGAGACUGUCUUCAUAUCAAAAUAUGAGACACAAAGAAAAUAAAAACUCUCAACUGGAUUUGAGAGCUGUGAUUUUUCUGUAAACAGUCUGUGCUAAUAAAGUUUCCUGAAACCCA
This is a messenger RNA of Oryzias melastigma (Indian medaka), 1496 nucleotides long. RefSeq names its product macrophage receptor with collagenous structure (gene marco). The coding region runs from base 30 to 1346 and encodes 438 amino acids. The record is from RefSeq and is a predicted model, not a curated record. Gene Ontology annotation, cellular component: membrane. NCBI's taxonomy places the organism in Eukaryota, Metazoa, Chordata, Actinopteri, Beloniformes, Adrianichthyidae. The transcript is spliced from 11 exons.